AUGAUAAACAAUUCUAAAAUGUUUUUCAGAGGCAGCGCCGUGGCCCUGCUCUGUGCCCUGGGCACCCUCCUGAGCCUCCUGGUCCCCGUGCAGGCCGCCAGGUCUCCCGACUGUGGGGGCAUCCUCACCCCGUCAGGACUGAGCUACCUUGCUGAAGUUUCAAGACCAUAUGCAGAGAUGGUCCUCAGGCAGGACCUGACGGACCCGAGGGCCCCCGACCUACCCCUUGGCUCCCCAAAAGCCAGCAGGGACCAAAUCAGCUCCGUCCAAGUGGUUGACCUGUCGCUGUCGCUUGUCCCAGAGGCCGGGCUGCAGCUGGGCAUCGAGGCGGACCUGGGCAUCGCCCCCCCGGCCGCGGCGCCCAGGCUGGCAAGGCUGUCCAUCCUGGCCGACCUCCACGUAGACCUGAGCCCCGAUGGCGACCUGCAGCUGACAACCUCCGCCUGCAGACCCACCGUGGAGGAGGUGCAGAGCGCCGAGGAGGUUGAAAGCAAGUCCUCUAGUUCCGACCUGGAUAAGGAGAUUAAUGCCGAUAAGAUUUGCUUGGAAGUCUCCAAAUUGCUCCUUUUGCCUAAUGAACAGCUAAUGUCUCUGACAGCUCAGUUCCCUGUCACCCCCAGCUGCCAGGUCCAGUACCUGCCACUGGCUGCCCCCGUGAUCUCCGAGGAGGGAAUCACCAUGUCCUUGCAAACCACGUUCCACGUGGCAGGGAUAGCAGUGCCCCUGCCAGUCAGCCCCGUGCCGUUCAGCAUGCCCGAGCUGGUGAGCUCCAGCCCUUCCCACCUCACCUUGGCUUUGUCUGAGCACUUCUACACCAGCCUCUUCUUCGCCCUGGAGAGGGCUGGAGCCUUCAACAUGACCAUCCUGAGCCCGCUGACCACUGCCACCAUGGCACAGAAGAUCACCCAGGUCGGCUCCCUGUACCCCGAGGACCUGCCUGUGAUGCUGAGGGCCGAGCUCAGAAGCUCUCCUCGGGUGGAGCUGGAGGAAGGCCGAGCAGCCCUGAAGCUCUUCCUCACCAUCCAUGUUGGGGCAGGCUCACCAGACUUCCAGAGCUUCCUGGGCGUGAGUGCGGAUGUGACUGCAGGACUGCUCCUCAGCGUCACCGACACACGGAUGAUGAUCUCUGCAGCAGUGAUAGAAGAUGCUGAGCUCAGCCUGGCUGCCUCCAAUGUGGGCCCGGUGCCGGCUGCGUUGUUGGAAGAGCUGUUCCUGGGCACCGUUCGUGAGGAGGUGCCGGUCUGGAUGAAUGCGGUGCUGAGUGAAGGCGUACACCUGCCACACAUAUCCAGCUUCACCUACACUGAUGUCAGCGUCAUGAUUCACAAGGAUUACGUCUUGCUCCUGUGCAACCUCAAGCUGCAGGCGAGACACGGCGAGCAGGGGGCCGUGGCCUGA
This is a messenger RNA of Cygnus atratus (black swan), 1398 nucleotides long. RefSeq names its product BPI fold containing family B member 2 (gene BPIFB2). Gene Ontology annotation, molecular function: lipid binding. The transcript has 16 exons. Lineage: Eukaryota; Metazoa; Chordata; Aves; Anseriformes; Anatidae. The record is from RefSeq and is a predicted model, not a curated record. The coding region runs from base 1 to 1398 and encodes 465 amino acids.